Molecule: messenger RNA, 384 nt
Organism: Rosa chinensis
Lineage: Eukaryota; Viridiplantae; Streptophyta; Magnoliopsida; Rosales; Rosaceae
Exons: 3
Coding region: 1-384 (127 amino acids)
Molecular function (GO): nucleic acid binding; zinc ion binding
Source: RefSeq, a predicted model, not a curated record
AUGAAGUUCACUGGCCAAAGGAGCAUUAGAGAGUACAUAAUGAAGGGGAUAGACAUCGCUGGAAAGCUGAAAGGUCUGAACAUGACCAUUGAGGACUCUUUUCUUGAGGAAGAAGAAAUAAUUAAGAAAGGCAAGGUAGUAAGUGUGAAUCUGAUCACAAAGCCAAAAUUUAAGAAAACCUUUGGCAAUAAGAAAUUUAAGGGAAGCACCUCAAAGAAUGUUGUGAAACCUGAAAAUGAUAAGGGAAAAUGUCUCAAAAUCUCAGGUCCUGUGAAAUGUUUCUUUUGCAAGAAGUUAGGCCAUUUCAAGAAGGAUUGUGAGGGAUUCAAGAAUUGGUUGAACAAGAAAGGGAUUAUCAAGGAUAACAAUCCCAAAAAGGAAUGA